Salvelinus fontinalis (brook trout) is the source of this 8222-nucleotide messenger RNA. RefSeq names its product potassium voltage-gated channel subfamily H member 7-like. Gene Ontology annotation, cellular component: membrane. Gene Ontology annotation, biological process: regulation of heart rate by cardiac conduction; membrane repolarization during action potential; potassium ion transmembrane transport. Lineage: Eukaryota; Metazoa; Chordata; Actinopteri; Salmoniformes; Salmonidae. Gene Ontology annotation, molecular function: inward rectifier potassium channel activity. The transcript has 16 exons. The record is from RefSeq and is a predicted model, not a curated record. The coding region runs from base 432 to 3923 and encodes 1163 amino acids.
CCUGACUGAUGUAUGCUUUCUCAGCACUAAGAAUGAACCUUACCCGAGGUGGCAGCGCUGUUCACUAAGCCCCUAGGGGUAACGUCACUCCCCUGGCAUAUCAGCCCCUGUCCUCUAGUCGUCCACCACAUCACCACAGAGAACGUCAAGAUCGCAUCCAUCUUCAACUAGAAAUGGUUUACAAACUACAUCUGACCCAGGCAAUCCUCCCCGAUUCCGUGCGUAUCGGCAAGGAGUCAUUCAAAUGCUCCGGUAUGCAUGCAGGCUAAAGCGUAUUCUUGUGAAUUUGGGAAAGGUAAUUUAAAGUGGAAAGUGCGUGUGCGUCGAGUAGGCUAUGAUUUGUGACAAAGGACAUAUAAAGAAGAGGAAGCUACAUCAGUAACUUCAGGUCUCAUUGCGAAAGCGCCUUUAUACAAGACCACGGAAUAAUCAUGCCUGUUCGGAGAGGUCACGUUGCGCCACAAAAUACAUUUCUUGGAAUAAUAAUAAGGAAAUUCGAGGGACAGAAUAGGAAAUUUGUUAUAGCCAAUGCCCGGGUACAGAACUGUGCGAUCAUCUACUGUAACGACGGCUUCUGUGAGAUGACCGGCUAUUCCAGACCGGAUGUCAUGCAGAAGCCGUGCACCUGUGACUUCCUCCACGGCGAGCACACGGACGCACAUGCCAUCAGCCAGGUGGACCAGGCUCUGAUGGGCUCAGAGGAGCGCAAGGUGGAAAUCACAUAUCACCGCAAAGAUGGGUCAGACUUCCAGUGCUACACUCACAUAAUCCCGGUGAAGAACGAGGAAGGCGUAGUGAUGCUGUUCAUCCUAAACUUUGAUUACGUCCUUGAGGAAGGAAGCAGCGACUCGACAGAGAAACUGAACCACACAUCCCCGGAAAGAACUGAUUCCAGAAAGGGACGAUUCUUCCGAUUCCGCCAGGCUGCCUUGAGUCUGGUCUCCAACAAACAGUCUCUUCCACAAGAGGACCCAGAUGCCGUCAUGGUGGACUCACCCUCCUCCUCGGUGGCUCUGACCAAUUUCCAGUCUCCUCCGACCAAGGAAAACUGCAGCCCCACCAAUGCCAAAGACACACGGGCCCUCAUCAGCUCCAGCCACCACUCCUCCCAGGCCAGUUUGCAUGGACCGGGACCCCUGAGCCACUCCUCUCCCAAGCAGUACCCCUGGGAAAGGCUGUACCAGACGGAGGCGCACCAGUCCACCACCUGCCUGGCACACACCAUCUCCAGAGGCAGCAUCAGCGGGAGCAGCAUGAGGCGAGCGUCCUCCGUCCACGACAUAGAAGGCUUCAGCAACUCCAAGAGCAUGUUCAGGGACCGACACGCAAGUGAAGACAAUGGUCGCUAUAUCAGAGGUCCGUUCAAUCAUUUCAAGUCCAGUUUGCUGGGCUCCACCUCGGAGUCCAACAUCAACAAGUACAGCACCAUCAACAAGAUCCCGCUGAUUGCGCUCAACUUCGCAGAGCGGAAUAACGAAAAUAAGGCACAAUCUCCUCCAUCGUCAGAAAACACUAUCAUAGCACCCAAGGUCAAGGACAGAACGCACAACGUCACUGAAAAAGUCACACAGGUACUGUCACUUGGCGCUGAUGUCCUUCCGGAAUACAAGCUCCAGACUCCACGCAUGGACAGAUUCACCAUCCUCCACUACAGUCCCUUCAAAGCUAUGUGGGACUGGCUCAUCCUGCUGCUGGUCAUCUAUACAGCCAUCCUUACUCCCUACUCUGCUGCUUUCCUACUCAAUGACCGCGAGGAGCAAAUGAGGCGCGAGUGUGGAUACUCCUGCAAUCCCCUGAAUGUGGUGGAUUUCAUGGUGGACAUCAUGUUCAUCGUUGACAUUGUUAUCAACUUCCGGACCACCUACGUGAACCUGAACGAGGAAGUGGUCAGCCAACCAGGGAAGAUCGCCAUUCAAUACUUCAAAGGCUGGUUCCUUAUAGACAUGGUGGCUGCGAUCCCCUUUGACCUGCUUAUCUUCGGUUCAGGAUCAGAUGAAACCACCACUCUGAUUGGCCUGUUAAAGACAGCCCGACUGCUGCGAUUGGUGCGUGUGGCCAGGAAACUGGAUCGUUACUCUGAGUAUGGAGCUGCUGUGCUAAUGCUACUCAUGUGCAUCUUUGCACUUAUUGCUCACUGGCUAGCCUGCAUAUGGUACGCCAUUGGCAAUGUGGAGAAGCCUUACCUGGAGCACAAGAUUGGUUGGCUCGACAAUCUGGGGGUCUCCAUUGGCAAGAGGUAUAACUACAGUGACCCUAGUUCUGGGCCCUCCAUCAAGGACAAAUAUGUCACAGCACUUUACUUCACGUUCAGCAGUCUAACCAGCGUGGGCUUUGGGAAUGUCUCCCCAAAUACCAACUCAGAAAAGAUCUUCUCCAUCUGUGUCAUGCUGAUCGGCUCCCUCAUGUAUGCCAGCAUCUUUGGUAACGUGUCAGCCAUCAUCCAGCGGCUGUACUCGGGCACGGCCAGGUACCACACCCAGAUGCUGCGGGUUCGAGAGUUCAUCCGCUUCCACCAGAUCCCCAACCCCCUAAAGCAGAGACUGGAGGAGUACUUCCAGCACUCCUGGACCUACACCAACGGCAUCGACAUGAACACGGUGUUAAAAGGAUUCCCUGAGUGUCUUCAGGCAGAUAUCUGCCUCCACCUCAACCAGGAUCUGUUGGAGAGCUGCAAGGCCUUCCAUGGAGCUACCAAGGGCUGCCUGAGAGCCCUGGCCAUGCGCUUCCAGACCACCCACGCCCCCCCAGGGGACACCCUGGUCCACUCUGGAGACGUCCUCACCGCACUUUACUUCCUGUCUCGGGGCUCCAUAGAGAUCUUGAAGGAUGACAUUGUGGUGGCCAUUCUGGGGAAGAAUGACAUCUUUGGAGAAAUGAUCCAUCUGUACGCCAAGCCUGGGAAGUCCAAUGCGGAUGUCAGAGCCCUGAGUUACUGUGACCUGCACACGAUCCAGAGGGAAGAUUUCUUGGAGGUGCUUGACAUGUACCCUGAGUUCGCAGAUUUUUUCCUGAAAAAUCUGGAGCUGACAUUCGACCUCAGAGACGAGAAUGGCAAGGCUGCGUAUUCUCACGCUAGUGAUUCCGAUCGAGAAGAUGUUAAGAGCACAAAGAGCACAAGAAGAAUCUCCUUCACACCACAUCCAACUAAAGGAGGAAGCAACAAGGAAACGGAAAAUAACUCGGAGAGGGAGUCCUACUCAGGACUAAAGAGAGCUUCAGUUGACCUGAAACACUCAGGGAAGGAGGAGCAGAGGUUCCUGGGGCCGGCCAUCCAGGAGUGUCCCUCGGUGGAAGUCCCUGCACUGAGGCUCGACUCCGGUAACACCAGAGACACCCAGGCAAGAGACAGCAUGGAGAUAACUCCCUCUUAUGACAAUAACAUUGAUGUGUGCAAUGACAAAUGGGACUGCGAGAAGCCCCAAAACUACCUGGAUGAGUCAGCACAAUUGCAGGACCUGAGGGGCGAGGAUGACGACACCAGUGAAAUCACAUACGGAGAGGUGGAGCAGCGCUUAGAUCAGCUCCAAGAGCACUUAAACAGGUUGGAGUCCCAGAUGACAUCAGAUAUUCAGACCAUCCUGCAGCUCCUGCAGAGGCAGUCUACGCUGGGACCUCCUGCCUAUAGCACUGUGACUGCCAGUCCAGACUAUCAAAGGCCUGCUGUUAGGGUUCAGCCAAUCGCUGCUUUGACCAGCAGCCAUUGCUUCAGCCAUUCAUCACCACAAAGUCCUGAACUUAACUUGGAGAGGAGCCAUCAGGAAUUCAAAGACUCUGUGUCAGGCUUGGCUUAUAUGGAGGAUUCACCCAGAGAGGACAGCCUUACAGUACUACUUGUGCAAAGACACACAUACAGCAAACCCAACACAGAGCAUCAGCAUUCCAAAUCUAGGCCAGUCUCAGACCCAGGGCCUCCAAGGCCAUAGAGCUACACUACCAGUCAAAAGUUUUAGAACACCUACCCAUUCAAGGGUUUUUCUUUAUUUUUACUAUUUUCUACAUUGUAGAAUAGUAAUGAAGACAUCAACACUAUGAAAUAACACAUAUGGAAUCAUGUAGUAACCAAAAAAAGUGUUAAACAAAUCAAAAUAUAGUUUAUAAUUAAGAUUCUUCAAAUAGCCACCCUUUGCAUUGAUGACAUAUUUGCCCGCUCUUGGCAUUCUCUCAACAGCUUCAUGAGGUAGUCACCUGGAAUGCAUUUCAAUUAACGGGUGUGCCUUAAAAGUUAACUGUGGAAUUUCUUUCCCUCUUAAUGCAUUUGAGCCAAUCAGUUGUGGUGUGACAAGGUAGGGGUGGUAUAAAGAAGAUAGCCUAUUUUGUAAAAGACCAAGUCCAUAUUAUGGCAAGAACAGCUGAAAUAAGCAAAGAGAAAUUACAGUCCAUCAUUACUUUAAGACGUGAAGGUCAGUCAGUACGGAACAUUUCAAGAACUUUGAAAGAUUCUUUAAGUGCAGUCGCAAAAACCAUCAAGCGCUAUGAUGAAACUGGCUCUCAUGAGGACCGUCACAGGAUGGAAGACCCAGAGUCACCUCUGCUACAGAGGAUAAGUUCAUUAGAGUUACCAGCCUCAGAAAUUGCAGCCCAAAUAAAUGCUUCACAGAGUUCAAGAAACAGACACAUGUCAACAUCAACUGUUCAGAGGAGACUGUGUGAAUCAGGCCUUCAUUUUUCGAAUUGCUGCAAAGAAACCAACACUAAAGGACACCAAUAAGAAGAAGAGACUUGCUUGUGUCAAGAAACACAAGCAAUGGACAUUAGACCGGUGGAAAUUUGUCCUUUGGUCUGGUGUCCAAAUUUGAGAUUUUUGGUUCCAACCAGUGUCUUUGUGAGACGUGGUGUGGGAGAACGGAUGAUCUCUCCAUAUGUAUUUCCCACCUUAAAGCAUGGAGGAGGAGGUGUUAUGGUGUGGGGGUGCUUUGCUAGUGACACUGUGAUUUAUUUAGAAUUCAAGGCACACUUAACCCGCAUGGCUACCACAGAAUUCUGCAGUGAUAUGCCAUCUGGUUUGGACUUAAUGGGACUAUCAUUUGUUUUUCAACAGGACAAUGACCCAACACACCUCCAGGCUGUGUAAGGACUAUUUGACCAAGAAGGAGAGUGAUGGAGUGCUGCAUCCGAUGACCCGGCCUCCACAAUCCCCUGACCCCCAACCAAAUUGAGAUGGUUUGGGAUGAGUUGGACUGCAGAUUGAAGGAAAAGCAGCCAACAAGUGCUCAGCAUAUGUGGGAACUCCUUCAAGACUGUUGGAAAAGCUUUCCAGGUGAAGCUGGUUGAGAGAAUGCCAAGAGUGUGCAAAGCUAUCAUCAAGGCAAAGGGGGGCUGUUUGAAGAAUCUCAAAUAUAAACUAUAUUUUGAUUUAUUUAACAGUUUUUUGGUUACUACAUGAUUCUAUAUGUGUUAUUUCAUAGUUUUGAUGUGUUCACUAUUAUUCUACAAUGUAGAAAAUAGUAAAAAUCAAGAAAAACCCUUGAAUGAGUUUGUGUUCCAAAACAUUUGACCGGUAGUGUAGAUCUCUCCUUUCUGUUUGCCUGUCUUCUCUCUCCGAAGUGUGACUCAGGGUAUCUUUGACUAUUUAUUGCAUUUCAAUAUGUGAAGUAUCUUGUAGUUUUCCUCCUGAAAUGAUGUGCAUCAUUAAUGAUGUACAUGGACACCCUUGAUGUUACACUGCCAGCAACACAGACACCAUACGUGCUUGUUUAGGUAGAUAGGCUAAUGUGAUUGACUGGGAGUGUUAUUGUUGCAUGGUAGCUUUGAGUCAUACUUCUGAUAAGCAAGUGUGAUGUUGGAAUGUUCACAAGGCAGUACAUUGGUUUUCACCUUAGUAUGUUAAACAAUUUUGCACUGCUUAUUUGAACCAAAAGUAGCAUACAAUAUACUCUAUGAUAAUGGCAUUGUCUGUAUACUUCUGACUUUUUUGUUUGAGAUUCCAGUUUUACUACAUUAUUAUGCAUACACAGUAUUACAGUGCCUUGCAUAAGUAUUCACAUUUUAUUCUGUUACCACCUGGAACUAAAAUUGAUUUAAUUAGGAGUGGGAAAAAAACAUUUACUAAGAAAAAAUUCACCCCCUUUGCUGUGACACCUCUAAAUAAGCUCUGGUGUUAUAAAAAAAUAUCCCAAAACUUUGAACAACCCCUGGAGGCCGUCUACCAAAACUCAGUGACCGGGUAAGGAGGGAAUUAGUCAGAGAAGCAACCAAGAGGCCACUGGUAACUCUGAAGGAGCUGGAGAGAGACACAGCUGAGAUGGGAGAAACCAUCCAUGUGACAACUAUCACCCGGAUGCUUCACAAAGCUGGGCUUUAUGGAAGAGUGGCGAGAAGAAAGCCAUUGCUGAAAAAAAAACAUAUCAAAUCCCAUUUGGUAGACACAGCAAACAUGUUGAGAAGGGUUCUUAAACUUUUUGGCCUUAGAGCAAAACGCUAUGUGUGGCACAAAGCCAGCACUUCUCAUUACGUUGAAGCAUAGUGGUGGCAGCAUCAUGUUAUGGGGAUGCUUUUCAUCGGCAGGGACUGGGAAACUGGUCAGGAACGAGGGCAAGUAGGAUGGAGACAAAUUAAUGGAGAUUCUAGAGGAAAACCUGUUUCAGUCUGCUAGAGACCUGGGACUGGGGCAGAGGUUCACCUUCCAGCAGGACAAUUGAGUGCUCCUUGGUCUUCAUGCUGCUGCUUGCUUAGUGGUGCCCCUUGCUUACUGGUGUUGCAGACUCUGGGGACUUUCAGAACAGGUGUAGCUAUACUGAGAUCAUGUGACAGAUCAUGUGACACUUAGAUUGCACACAGGUGGACUUUAUUUAACUAAUUAUUUGACUUCUGGAGGUAAUUGUUUGCACCAGAUCUUAUUUAGGGGCUUCACAGCAAAGGGGGUGAAUACAUAUGCACGCACCACUUUUCCGUUUUUUAUUUUGUAGAAUUUCUUAGAAAGAAGUUAUUUUUUUAAUUUCACUUCACCAAUUUGGCCUAUUUUGUGUAUGUCCAUUACAUGAAAUCCAAAUAAAAAUCCAUCUAAAUUGCAGGUUGUAAUGCAACAAAAUAGGAAAAACAUCAAGGGGGAUGAAUACUUUUGCAAGGCACUGUAUGCAAGGCAUAAUGUUAUGUAACACAUGGAGAGACAAAUGUUAGCUUAUCAAUAGGCCCAUGAGAUAUAGAUGGGGUAUUGUGCCUAUAACUAAAUCCAAAUAUCGAAUCAGUAUGUUUAUGUAGCCUACAUACUGCACAUUCUCAUCAGCAAAAUCACAUUGUUUUCCAGUGCAUUCUGUUAUCAUAGACAUUGAUUAAACGUAUUACAUCUGCACAUUAAUAUAACAUCUUAUAGGAAAGACAUGUAAAAAAUAUCUUUCUUAUUUUUAUUUGUUAAGAAAUAUACUGUAUUAUUAAAGGAUGGGGUGCAAUUGAAAUGUUAGUGAUGGGUAGCAUAUGUUUUUCCUGAAGCUAUGGGAGCAAUAAAAUGAAAACAAAAAUUUAGGCUACUUUUGAAGAACUUUCAAAUGACUGACCUUUUUUCUACAAAGAUUUGUCCACCACAUCUUUUCGUGGGGACAUGUUUUUUGCACUAAAGGCUGCUUGAAUACUCAGCAGUGCAAUUAUUUUGUCUCAUGCAUGUAUUUAGAAUCCAGUACGUUAUCAAUGUUGUACUACAGUAUUUAAACAUAUGGCAUUACAAAUGCCCUUGCUUUCUCUUCAAUUUAAAAUCAUGAAGACAAGACAGUAUAACGUGCAUGUCCAAAGGACUGAAACGUUAAAGAAGUAAAAGGAUUUUGGUUCCAUGAUUACUGUAUUAUAAUGAUAGAAUGAGUGUCACAGAAGUCCAUUCCCAAGUAAAGACACAUACCAGAGUAACAGGCAGUAAAUAUAUGGUCACAAUAUUCCAACUAAUUCAUUUGUUUAUUUUGACAUUGAUUCUGUCAGCUGUUACCUAAAUGAACAUUCCCUUAAAUGAGUAGCCUAGUUAUUGUAUUGUAUGGUAAGUAAAUACAUGGUAAAGGCCUUAGUAAGCUUUUGCGUAAAUUGGCCGGAUUCACACACACACUAGAGGAACAGGGAAACAUGAAUUUAUUGGUCUAGUUUUCACUUAUGUUUUUGAUGCAUUCUCACUUUUACACUCCCCUAAACAUGAUUGAAAUGUUUCUGCUCUAAAAGGGAUUACAGAUUUAAAAAAUGUAUGAAAUACAAUUGAUUUGGUUAAUUACCUUGUCUAUUUUAUGGAAUAAAAAGUAUAUUGAAUACAA